UGGAGAGUGGACCUGGGAAACACUGGACCGAGGAGGAGGUCAAGGUUUUACUAAGUGUCUGGGCAGAAAGAAAUAUACGAAAACAACUUUACCGAACGCUGAGAAAUAAAGAAGUCUUUAUUUACGUUGCUAAAAGGCUGCGAUCACUAGGAGUAUACAGAGACUGGAAGCAGUGCCGGGCAAAGUAUAAAAAUCUCAAGUACGAAUACAGGACAGUUAAGCAUGCCCACAGGUCAGGAGACAGCGCGAGGACGAUGAAGUUCUUCCAUGCCCUGGACGCAAUCCUGCAGUCUGAACCGACCGCACAGUUAACAGAGGAGAAGGAUGGUUGCAGCAAGUGCCUGGCAACCCUGAGCCCAGUUACCGCCCCAGAGAUCGCCGAAGAAACAAUGUCUACACCUGUCAAGAAAACAUCUCCUGAGACCACUGCAAACUGGUUUCCUCAAAGCUUAACAGAACUGGAAGGUUCUACAGGAUGUUUCUUCCAUCAGGACCCUCACCUCCACCAGAGCGCUGCCCUUUUUUCCCGCGCGGUCUGCUCCUCUAGUUCACCUCGGAUAAUGGCGACAGCCGUAGUAGUGAACGUCGGGAAGAAGCUCUACGAGGGUAAAACAAAAGAAGUGUAUGAAUUGUUAGACACCCCAGGCAGAGUCCUCCUGCAGUCCAAGGACCAGAUCACAGCAGGGAAUGCAGCUAGGAAGAACCACCUGGAAGGCAAAGCCGCCAUCUCCAACAAGAUCACCAGCUGCAUAUUUCAGUUGUUACAGGAAGCUGGUAUAAAAACUGCUUUCACCAAGAAAUGUGGGGAGACUGCCUUCAUUGCACCCCAGUGUGAAAUGAUCCCCAUUGAGUGGGUGUGCCGAAGAAUAGCAACUGGAUCUUUCCUCAAAAGGAACCCUGGUGUACAGGAGGGGUACAAGUUCUAUCCACCCAAAGUGGAGAUGUUCUUCAAGGACGAUGCCAAUAAUGAUCCGCAGUGGUCGGAGGAGCAACUCAUUGCUGCAAAAUUUUGUUUUGCUGGCCUAGUUAUAGGGCAGACUGAAGUGGACAUCAUGAGUCAUGCCACACAAGCUAUUUUUGAAAUUCUGGAGAAAUCCUGGCUGCCCCAGGAUUGUACGCUGGUUGAUAUGAAGAUUGAAUUUGGCGUUGAUGUAACCACCAAAGAGAUUGUUCUUGCUGAUGUCAUUGAUAAUGAUUCCUGGAGACUAUGGCCAUCGGGCGAUCGGAGCCAGCAGAAGGACAAACAGUCUUACCGUGAUCUCAAAGAAGUAACUCCAGAAGGACUCCAGAUGGUAAAGAAAAACUUUGAGUGGGUUGCAGACCGAGUGGAGUUGCUUCUCAAGUCAGACAGUCAGUGCAGGGUGGUAGUGCUGAUGGGUUCCACCUCUGACCUUGGUCACUGUGAGAAAAUUAAGAAGGCUUGUGGAAAUUUUGGGAUUCCGUGUGAACUUAGAGUAACAUCUGCGCAUAAAGGACCAGAUGAGACUUUGAGGAUUAAAGCAGAAUAUGAAGGGGAUGGCGUACCUACUGUAUUUGUCUCUGUGGCGGGCAGAAGCAACGGUCUAGGCCCAGUGCUGUCUGGCAAUACUGCAUAUCCGGUUAUCAGCUGUCCCCCGAUCACACCAGACUGGGGCGCUCAGGAUGUGUGGUCAUCUCUUCGACUGCCCAGUGGUAUUGGCUGUUCAACUAUACUUUCUCCAGAAGGAUCUGCUCAGUUUGCUGCUCAGAUAUUUGGGUUAAACAAUCAUUUGGUGUGGGCCAAACUUCGAGCGAGCAUAUUAAACACGUGGAUAUCCUUAAAGCAGGCUGAUAAGAAGGUCAGACAAUGCAAUUUGUAAAGAAGCAAUUUAAUUUUUAGGAGAAAAGUUACGUAGUCCUAGUUUGGAUUUAAAGAAAAAAGUCAAGCAAAAUGAUUUCACAUAAGAGAAAACAAUUCAGUUACUAAUAAACAAAUAUUAUUCAGUGUU
Molecule: messenger RNA, 1967 nt
Organism: Mus caroli (Ryukyu mouse)
Lineage: Eukaryota; Metazoa; Chordata; Mammalia; Rodentia; Muridae
Gene: Paics
Product: phosphoribosylaminoimidazole carboxylase and phosphoribosylaminoimidazolesuccinocarboxamide synthase
Biological process (GO): 'de novo' IMP biosynthetic process
Cellular component (GO): cytosol
Molecular function (GO): phosphoribosylaminoimidazolesuccinocarboxamide synthase activity
Source: RefSeq, a predicted model, not a curated record